GCCCCUAACGUCACAAAUCCUGGCUCCAUACAACUCCCAUAAUUCAUACCCCAUAAAAGAUAAGAGUACAAAAAAAAAAAAAAAAACAAGAAAGAAACAGGAAGUUACUGUUUCUCAAGAAGAAUCACAUUGAGGACACAAUUACAGCAUUAAAAGUUAUAUUGUGUCCACACUGGCACAUUAAAUAUAUUAUUUUGAGAUUCAUGGUUUCUUCUUUGAACAAGUUGAACAAAGAAAUCAUAUCAUGGCUUCUUGGAAUUCAGUUCCACUCCAUGUCUCCUAUGAAGUUCUGGGUUGGGUUGCUUUUGCUUGCUGGUCUAUCAGUUUCUACCCACAAGUCAUUUUGAACUUUCGCAGGAAAAGUGUGGUGGGGCUGAACUUUGAUUUUGUGAUGCUGAAUUUGACGAAGCACUCCUCCUAUCUCAUAUACAAUGCUUCUCUGUACUUCAGUUCUGCUGUUCAGAAGCAGUACAGAGACAAAUACGGUCAGAAUGAGAUGAUACCCGUGGCAGCAAAUGAUGUUGCUUUCUCAGCCCAUGCUGUUCUGUUGACAGCAAUUUCCUUGUUCCAGAUUGCAAUCUAUGAUCGGGGAAGUCAGAAAAUCUCUAAAAUCGCUUAUGGAAUCCUCCUUGUUACGUGGACCACUGCAGCAACGUGUUUCUUUGUAGCAUUGCACAAUCAUCACUGGCUCUGGCUAAUCUCAAUAUUCUCUGGCAUCCAAGUUUGUAUGACGAUUAUAAAAUAUAUUCCUCAGGCAGUGAUGAACUUUAUGAGAAAAAGUACAGAAGGCUGGAGCAUUGUUAACAUUCUACUGGACUUUUCUGGCUCGAUAGCUAACUAUGCACAAAUGUCUGUGCAAUCAAUCGAUCAAAAUUCAUGGGUGAACUUCUAUGGAAACAUAGGAAAACUAUUGCUAUCCCUGGUGUCUCUAUUCUUUGACAUCCUCUUCAUGUGCCAACAUUAUCUGUUAUACCCUGAAAAGAAACGCAAAUUAGAGGGAUCCCCUGAACCUGAUAAUGCUAAGUCUUCAGAUCGACCAUUGUCCGAGAAUGUCUAAGAUGUAACUUAUUUCAUAAUCUCUCUAGUAAUGAACUCACUCUUAGUUGAUCCUUUUCCAUGGCACAGAUCAUAUGCAUAUGCUAGAGGCUUUUAACUUUUAAGCCCUAUGUUUAUUUGUAAGCUUCAUGGAAAAUUUCAAUACUCGUAAAUGCUGUUAGUGUAUAAACAUAGAAAUACCAAAUUAAAAGUUAUUAUUGUCCUUAUCAUUUUCUUCUUUAA
Messenger RNA from Glycine soja, 1278 nucleotides. RefSeq names its product cystinosin homolog. The transcript is spliced from 8 exons. The record is from RefSeq and is a predicted model, not a curated record. Gene Ontology annotation, cellular component: vacuolar membrane. The coding region runs from base 245 to 1057 and encodes 270 amino acids. Gene Ontology annotation, biological process: L-cystine transport. Gene Ontology annotation, molecular function: L-cystine transmembrane transporter activity. NCBI's taxonomy places the organism in Eukaryota, Viridiplantae, Streptophyta, Magnoliopsida, Fabales, Fabaceae.